This is a messenger RNA of Galendromus occidentalis (western predatory mite), 1701 nucleotides long. Its product is annotated as pentatricopeptide repeat-containing protein At2g41720. Lineage: Eukaryota; Metazoa; Arthropoda; Arachnida; Mesostigmata; Phytoseiidae. Gene Ontology annotation, molecular function: protein binding. The coding region runs from base 76 to 1701 and encodes 541 amino acids. The transcript has 9 exons. The record is from RefSeq and is a predicted model, not a curated record.
AGUGAGAAGGAUCAUCCGCUAAAACACCACCUGAUCCCCUUAAUUAAACAUCGACAUCGCUUAUUCAGCUCGAGAAUGCUCAGGAGACUAUGUCAGAGUUUCGGGAAGCUACAGCUACGAGAAUAUUCGUCUCGACCUGAAGUCAGCGAGCGAAUUCCAAAGCCGAAGGCUCUGAGGGCCGCCCACGAGCGAUGGCAGAAACUCCACAUGAAGGAGCUGAAGAAACUGGUGAUGGCUGGACGGAUCGCCGAUGCCACAACGUACUUCAAUCGCGACAUCAAAUAUCCUCAUCCGAUCAUGUUCAGAUACAUGAUUAAAACCGUAGGAAGAAUCGGGCAUUCAGAAUUGGCCUUUAAAUAUUUGAGGCUCAUGAAACAGCGGUCUCUCAGGCCGAGUUCUGGGACGCUGACCUCCUUGUUCAAUGCUUGCGCCAAUAACAAAGAAGAUAGUCAGACUGCUCUCCAGAGAGCGAGCGGUUUAUACGCACAGAUAUCUCUCAAGGGAUGGCGGUGUACCGAUAUAACUUAUCAUGCGAUGAUCAAAGCUUUCGCCAUGCAUGGAGAUUCAGCUACUUGUUUCAAGUUGCUGGACGAGAUGAUCGACAAGAAGUACCCUGUGACAAUCGAUACCUACACUCACCUGAUGAUGGCUUGUGUCGGCGACAAAGAGAUGGGAUUCGUGCUCGCGGUUCGAGUGAUGCGACUCGUCUUAUGGAAUCGCGUGAAGCCUUCAGUCAAGUUAUACGACAACCUUAUACGAGCGGCUCUCGAAUGCGGUUGCGGCGAUGAUAUCGAAGUGCUGAAUAAACUAUUAAACGACGCGAAACACUCCCAGUUGCGCGAUCCGGGCGUCCGCCAAAUCGCAGCAGGAGAUCAUCUCCUGGAUGUGAGAUUAGACGAGACCUUGAUCAGCGUUGCCCGAAUACCCGACGGUGUGAGCCAGAGGCUCGCCCUCAUCGGUGGCGUUCCGGGAAUAUUGAAGCAGAUGUCUUAUUUCGAGCUCCGACCGUCGCCAACCACUUACUCGAUGUUGUUCCGCUGCAUCCAUUCCGAAGAAGAACUGCUGGAAUUCUUGAAACAGAUCCCGCUGAAAAAGAUGGAUGUCGGCUUUUGGAAUCAGCUGUUGAAGAAAUGCUUGGUCGAGAAAUACGCAUGCGCCGAAUAUGUCCAGAAAAAGCUCUUCAGGAGUGGCGUGAAAUUCGAUGUCUUGACCUACGGAAUCCUCGCUAUGAGGGUGGAUUCAAAGGAGUCACUGCAGAGGUUCAUGAGAUGGAUGAGCGACGAAGGUUUAGUGCCCAACGAAGUCAUCAUGUCGACAUUGAUAAACAACUUCAGUAGGAAGUUCAAAUUCGGGGUUCUGCGAGAGCUGCUCAAUUACUGCAGGGAUGAAAGCAUACCUCUGAACAGAGCAGCCACCAAGAGCCUGGCGAGAAUGAUGGACAGCAACCGAUAUGAGGACAAGAACCUCGCAAUCGGGAAGUUGUUGAAGGAGAUUAAGGUCUCCGAGGAGGAAGGCAAGGCUUCCCGCUACGAGCAACUCGAACCCACCGUCCUCAAGAGAAACAAGCUGAUAUGGGAUGACGACGCGGAAGAUGAAGAUAUCGAGGAAAGGGAUCGAAUUCUGGAGAAGGAAGCUGUUCAAGAGAAAGAGGCGAGACGUCAAGCCAGACUCCGCCGACAGAAAGUACUGCACACGAGUUAG